Molecule: messenger RNA, 288 nt
Organism: Lactuca saligna
Lineage: Eukaryota; Viridiplantae; Streptophyta; Magnoliopsida; Asterales; Asteraceae
Source: the annotation of a GenBank genome assembly
AUGAGUCCUAAAGUGAGUCAUGAAGCACAAAAAGAAGAAGUGUCAAAGAUGGAUGCUAUGGAAAAAGAUAUUUUUGACCUAGUUGCAAUUGAGAAGAUGAUGGGAGAAGAGUUGAGUGUUCAAUAUGAAGAAGAGAUUGAUGAAAUAGAAGACAAUUUAUAUGAAGAAAUGGAGAUAGUUGAUGAAGACAUGGUUGGGGAAUUAGAGGAGACUACUAUGGUCAAGAUGGAAGUAGACAAGGAAGAUCCUAAAGAAGAUGACAAGAAGCUAAACAAGACAAAGAAGUAG